This is a messenger RNA of Caenorhabditis angaria, 718 nucleotides long. The record is from the annotation of a GenBank genome assembly. NCBI's taxonomy places the organism in Eukaryota, Metazoa, Nematoda, Chromadorea, Rhabditida, Rhabditidae.
AUGAUUCGAAUGAAAAAAUCAAUAAAAGAUCAAGAUCAAACUACAGAAUCGGAAACACCAAACUACGAAAUAAUUGAACUACAAAAAUCAUUUGAAACGGAAGAAUUGCGAUUUUCAGAUAUUUUGAAACGCUCUGAAAUCUUUGAAGAAAAUCAUGAAAGUCCUGUUGAAAUUACAUUGAUGAUGGAAACAUUUGAGAAUUCUUUGGAGAAAGUUCCGAAAUUUGAUUUCAAGGAAAAAUCUGGAUCUCCAAAAUCUGAUGUGAUUUUGAACAUCGAUGGUGUCAAAUUGUAUGCGAAUAAAAUAUUGUUGGCGAUUCAUUCAAAAGUUUUUGAUAGUAUGUUUUACUCAGAAUUUGUGGAGAAAAAUCAAACGGAAAUUAUUUUGGAAGAUGAUGAUCCUGAAGAUUUCAUAGAAAUUUUGAAGUUAAUUUAUCCAUCUGCGGGUUCAACAAUUAUACAAGAGUCAAAUGUUGAAGGAAUUUAUAAAUUGGCUGACAAAUAUUUCAUGACUCAUGUUAUGUUUCAAUGCGAACAUUUUAUGGAGACAUCCAAAGAUUAUUCUGUUAGAGAUUGGUUGGUUGCGGAAAAAUAUGAUGUUCCAGAAUUGAUGGUAAGAUUUUCAGCUGAGACAAGAAGAAAAUCAAUAAUUUGACAUUUUUCAGAAGAAAUCAAAACCAACGUUCGUGCGACAGUUAGCGGAAUCAAUUGAUUUUUAA